Messenger RNA from Brienomyrus brachyistius, 5223 nucleotides. Its product is annotated as NACHT, LRR and PYD domains-containing protein 12-like. The transcript has 11 exons. Gene Ontology annotation, molecular function: protein binding. The record is from RefSeq and is a predicted model, not a curated record. The coding region runs from base 969 to 4388 and encodes 1139 amino acids. NCBI's taxonomy places the organism in Eukaryota, Metazoa, Chordata, Actinopteri, Osteoglossiformes, Mormyridae.
UAAAUGGAUGAGGAUUACUGUAAAACCUGACUUUCUGCGAGCUGGAAUUGGAAGUUAUUUAAUCGCAAAGUAGAUUUUAAAUUUCUGUCCUCAGCACAGAGCUGUAAAAAACUGGUUUGCCUGUUUCCCCCUGCAUGUCCAUUAAAGAAUGACUCAACAAUAGAUUGUCGUCUCGUGAGACGGAUGUUUCUGUUUUGAUAACAAACAAUUUCACUCUCAUGAGUUCAUUAGAUUAUACUCAGACGAAGGCUUUAGUUUAACAUGUUUAAUCGAACUGUGUGGCUUAAACAAUAAACUACUAUCAUCAGACAAAAAAAGAGAAAGACUAUUGGUUUCUUUGCCAAAGGUGACAUUUAAAUACUUGCUGAUUCAGAUCAUAAUUAAUGUGACACUGUAGUGGUUCUCUUCCCCUGAGUAUAAAAUAAGAUGAUUUGUUGAUCCCAGGGUUAAAUUCUCUUGCGUUCAGCAGCAAAGUGCACAGAUACAAACAUACAAUGUAAAACAAAGACAACGUGCAAAGACAGCAGAUAUAGUGCAAGUGAGUAAACAUUUAUAGAAGUAAACAAAAUUUCUGUAAGUUAACAAGUUUAAGAAGUACACAGUGCAUUAUGAAAAAGUCCUGAAAAUACAAUAUUGUUCAAUAAAUAAAUAUAAAUAGAAAUGUAUGUUAUUUAUAUGAUUAAAAACAGAGAGCAGCUUUUACCACAUUAAAAAUGGGACGUUAAGGCUGGCUGUGGGGGCUGCACAUCGACAGCAGGCAUUGUGGUGUCUAACGGCAGCAGGCAGGAAAGAUCCCCAGUAGCGCUUCUUAGCUCACGGUGGGGGAAUGAGCCGGUGGCUGAAGGUGCCCCAAUAUAGCGCCCCCUGGAGCCUCGGCUGGGUUAUGGACCGGGCCAGUGGGGCCAGUGCCCUGGGGCCUCAGGACAUUAGAAGCUGUGAGUCGCAACAUUUAUAGUUCAAGCCAUGAAAUGCGCCCCCCUGUGGGGUGUAAGAGAAAGAGCCCUGAGAGUGUCGUGAUGGAGAGAGCAGACUCCCCUGUACCCAGCUGUGUUUCCAUGAAGAGUGACGCGUCAAUGGGAGAACCACUCCACUUCAGAGAGGGACCUUUUCAUGCAGAUCAAAGAGACCAAAUGGAAGAUUGCAGUUCAGAUCUACAUGAUAAAUCGGGUUUAUCAUCCAUAUUGAAGUCACUAGAGGAAAAAGCCAUGAAGUUCCUAAAGGAGGAACUGAAGACAUUUGUGAGGUACCUAGAUCAGAAUUACCCAGAAUGCUCUGAGCCUCAGCUGGAGGAGGACAAUGACCUGGACAGUGAUGGUCAGAUGCAGAAGACCAGUGUUAGAGAGGUAGCUCUGAAGAUAACACUGUACAUCCUGAGGACCAUGAAGCAAGAUGAUCUUGCUGACCUGCUGGACAAGAGAAAGCUCAUGCUACAGGAAAUCAAAGCUAAACUUAAGAAGCAAUUUGAGUGUGUAUUUGAAGGGAAAGCUAAGGAAGGACAGCCAACACUUCUCAGUGAGAUUUACACAGAACUCUACAUAACUGAAGGCGGAACUGGAGCAGUCAAUGAUGAACAUGAAGUGAGACAGAUUGAAACAGCAUCCAAGAAAAGGCGAACAGAAGAUACUACAGUCAAGUGCAAUGAUAUAUUUAAACCCUUAUGUGGGCGUGAGACACCUAUCAGAACUGUACUCACUAAAGGGGUGGCAGGUAUCGGGAAAACAGUCUCUGUGCAGAAAUUUAUUCUCGACUGGGCAGAAGGAAAAGCAAACCAGGAUGUUCACUUCAUAUUUGCUCUUCCUUUCCGGGACCUGAAUUUGAUUAAGAGUGAAUACAGUCUGAUUGAACUGCUUCACCACUUUGUCCCAGAACUGAAAUCAUUUCAAUCCACUGACCUGUUUAGCUCCAAAGUCUUGUUCAUCUUUGAUGGUCUGGAUGAGUGUCGCCUUCCUCUGGAUUUUCAGAACAAUGAGAGCUGGUUUGAUGUAACAAAGAAAAUGUCACUGGAUGUGCUGUUGACUAACCUCAUUAAGGGGAAUCUGCUCCCAUCCGCUCUCCUCUGGAUAACCUCCCGGCCAGCAGCAGCCAAUCAGAUACCUGCUAAGUGUGUCCACCAGGUGACAGAGAUACGAGGGUUCAGUGAUGCCCAGAAGGAUGAGUAUUUCAGGAGGAGAUUUAAUGAUGAGAGCCUGGCCAGCAGGAUUAUCACACAUGUGAAAUCAUCAAGGAGCCUCUUCAUCAUGUGCCACAUACCUGUGUUCUGCUGGAUUUCAGCCACUGUGCUUAAGAGGCUUUUUAGUGAGAUUGACAGGGGAGAAAUUCCAAGGACUCUGACUGAAAUGUACACACACUUCCUGAUCUUUCAGACAAGUGUAAAAAAUGACAAGUAUAUGAAAAACCAUGAAACUAAGCUUAAAGAAUACAGCAAGGAAUUCCUUUUGACACUUGGUGAACUUGCUUUUGACAACCUUGAGAAAGGCAAUCUCAUAUUUUAUGAGCAAGAUCUGACAGAGAAUGGCAUUGAUGUCAGUGAAGCUUCAGUUUACUCUGGAGUGUGCACAGAAGUCUUUAAAGAGGAGUAUGGGUUGUACCAGGAGAAGAUGUACUGCUUUGUGCAUCUGAGCAUCCAGGAGUAUCUCGCUGCUUUAUAUGUGUUUCUGUCAAACUCAUCAGCUGACCUGCUGAAGACUGCAGUGGAUCAGGCAUUAGAGAGCAAGAAUGGACACUUGGACCUCUACCUCCGCUUCCUCCUGGGCCUCUCAACAGACUCCAGUAAGACUCUGUUACAAAGGCUACUGGGGCCGACAAGAAUCACCUCACAUAUCAUUAAGGAUACAGCCCAGUACAUCAAGGGUAAAAUAAAGGAGAAUUUAUCUCCAGAAAGGACCAUCAAUCUGUUCCACUGUCUGACUGAAUUGGGUGACAAUUCUCUAGUAGAGGAAGUACAAAGAUACCUGAAUUCAGGAAACAUUUCAGCAGAUGACCUCUCACCUGCACAGUACUCAGCUCUGGCCUUUGUGAUGCUGAUGUCAGAUGAGGAGCUGGAUGUGUUUGAUCUGAAGAAAUACAUCAUAUCAGAUAAAGAGCACUGCAGGCUGCUGCCUGUGGUCAAGAACUCCAGGACGGCUCUGCUGAACAGCUGUGAUCUCAUAGAUAAACACUGUGAAGUGCUGUCUUCAGCUCUAAGAUCAAACUCUUCCCCCCUGAGAGAGCUGGACCUGAGUGACAAUAACCUGAAGGAUUCAGGAGUGAAGCUGCUCUCUGCUGCACUGGAGGAUUUACACUGCAUACUGGAGAUACUGAGGCUGUCAGGCUGUAGAGUCACAGAAGAAGGCUGUUCUUCCCUGGCUUCAGCUCUGAAGUUAAACCCCUCACACCUUAGAGAGCUGGAUCUGAGAUACAAUCAUCCAGGAGACUCAGGAGUGAAGCUGCUCUCUGCUCUACUGGAGGAUCCCAGCUGUAAACUGGAGAAGCUGAAGGUGGGCCGGUGUGAACUCACAGAGGAAUGCUGUGAGGCACUGGCUUCAGCUCUCAGAUCAAACUCCUCACCCCUGAGAGAGCUCGACCUGAGUGACAAUGACCUGCAGGACUCAGGAGUGAAGCUGCUCUCUGCUGGACUGGGGGACUUACACUGUAAACUGGAAAUACUAAGGCUGUCAGGCUGUAGAGUCACAGAAGAAGGCUGUUCUUCCCUGGCUUCAGCUCUGAGAUCAAACCCCUCUCACCUGAGAGAGUUGGACCUGAGCUACAAUCACCCAGGAUUCUCAGGAGUGAAGCUGCUCUCUGCUGUACUGGAGGAUCCCAGCUGUAAACUGGAGAAGAUGAAUGUGGAUCACGGUGGAAAGUGCAGGACCAGACCAGGCUUACAGAAAUACUCCUGCCAGCUGACGCUGGACCCCAACACAGCAAACAGAAGCCUGUCUCUGUCAGGGGGGAACAGGAAGGUGACAGGGGGGGCAGAGCAGCCAUAUCCUGAUCAUCCAGAGAGAUUUGACAGCUGGCCCCAAGUUCUGUGCAGAGAGAGUCUGACUGGCCGCUGUUACUGGGAGGCUGAGUGGGAUGGAGAUGGAGCCCUGAUAGCAGUGACUUAUAAAGGGAUCGAGAGGAAAGGAGGGAGUUAUGACUGUCGGCUUGGAUUCAAUGACAAGUCAUGGUGUCUGUACUGUUAUACUAACAGUUACUCUGUCCGGCACAAUAAUAAACGGACUCUCAUACCCAUACGGCCCUCAGGCUCCCGCAGAGUAGGAGUGUAUCUGGACUGGGGGGCUGGUGCUCUGUCCUUCUACAGAGUCUCCUCUGAUGGACUGACCCCCCUGCACAGAUUCACCUCCUCAUUCACUGAGUCCCUCUUUCCAGGGUUUUGGGUUUAUAACUCCUCAGUGUCACUGUGACGUGUUGCUGGUUCUCCUGCAAAAAGGUAAAAUCUCUGCUUUUUAACCUUUAUAAUCCUUUUUACUCUGAAAUGUACAGAACUGUGCAAAAGUCUUAGGCAGGCAAAGAAAAUGAUGUUUAGAUUAUCCUCCUGUUGGUGUAAAACUAUGAUAUGAUGCCUGUCAAAGUGUGUCAGCUUCGCCAUUUCAGAACCUCUGCUAAAAUCAUCCCAGUAUUUGCAGCGACCGUCCAGUGCAGCCAUGUAUUUUUUGACUUGGCCACUAGCAGACCUCAUACAGCUAGUCAAUCUCUCACUGACUUUUUAAACCAAUAUAUUUCAUCAUUUAAUUGAGCUGUUGGUGAAAUUUAACAAAAUCGUGGAACGGCUGAGGUGCCCCUGAGGAGAAGUUUGGGAACUGAAGCGGUGUUCAUCUAGCAAUCCAACUAGAUAUCAGUAACUUUUUAGAAAACAGAAGAAAUUAUUACUAGUUUUUAUUGUGUUACUUUUAAUUUGCACACGUUCUAAUGUUAAAUUGUAUUUUUUGUUCUAAGCCAAAGUACAUUUGCUACCCAGAUAAACAGCUUUAAACAUUUCUUUGGACUGCCUAAGACUUUUACACAGGACUGUAUGUUUGGCAAAAGAUAAAUGCCUGUGUUCAGUGAGCUGAAUAAACAUGAAAAAUAUUGUUUUUUAUACGUUUUCUCUCUGACUAAAAUGUAAUUAAAUGUAAUCCUGAUUGGGGGGGAGAGUAUCCCCUUCUCCUGUAUAUGUACAUUUUAUAUAUUAUAUAUUUAUGUCCAUUUACUGUAUUCCCUCCCUGUACAGUGACAAUAAAGGCUUUCUGUUCUGUCCUA